AUGGCUACAACUCUGUUGGGGAAGGAGGAGGAGAGGGAGGAGGAUAACUACCGACUGAGCCGGUGGAGGUGUGCAUCCCCCACAAAACAAUACUUCUCCGUCCACGCCCAGCAGUCCGACCACUCCACACUCGGAGAGCCAAAUAAUCAGACAACGAGACAGCGUUAUCGUGAGUCUCGUAAAGCCGGGUUGAUCGCAGCAGCCGCCACCAAACCUCGCGGUCCCGGUGGCCGCCACGAACGCGGAUCGAUCCCAAGGGCACCCGCCGGCACUGCUUCAUCUCCAACACGACCAACUCUAACCUGCGAAUGGCAGAUGGAAGGAACAAAAAGUAAGGGUAAGCUUGUCGAUCGAAGCAACAGCCUUUCGCUCCUUAAACGACGUGCUUCCCAUGCGUUCUCUGGGGGUCCCUAA
Molecule: messenger RNA, 414 nt
Organism: Nannizzia gypsea CBS 118893
Lineage: Eukaryota; Fungi; Ascomycota; Eurotiomycetes; Onygenales; Arthrodermataceae
Exons: 3
Coding region: 1-414 (137 amino acids)
Source: RefSeq, a predicted model, not a curated record